Drosophila ananassae is the source of this 4963-nucleotide messenger RNA. RefSeq names its product collagen alpha-1(I) chain. Gene Ontology annotation, cellular component: extracellular region. Gene Ontology annotation, molecular function: chitin binding. The transcript has 2 exons. The coding region runs from base 73 to 4722 and encodes 1549 amino acids. The record is from RefSeq and is a predicted model, not a curated record. NCBI's taxonomy places the organism in Eukaryota, Metazoa, Arthropoda, Insecta, Diptera, Drosophilidae.
GGCCAUACCGGGGAUAGUAACGAUUCUUCAUUCGAACCGAAAACACAUCCCAAAACGACAACGACAACGACGAUGACAACGAACCGAUCCACCAGACUUCUGGUGUUGCUAGUGCUCACCUCUUUGGUGGCGAGACAUCAGGUGAACGCCGCUGCCGCAGGACUGAAGUGCAGUGGCAAGAGCGCCGUUUGUGUGGGACCACACUCCUACCAGGACUGCGUCGACGAUGUGACCGUCGGCCCGGUGGUGGCCUGCCCCCUCAACACCCGCUGCGUCACCGACGGCCUGGAGAUCUGUGUGGCCGUCAAGUCCGCGGUCGUGGAGGCACCCACGGCGGCCGUGGCCAAGAUGGUGACCAUCACCGACAGUCCGGUCAGCGAGCCAGCUUCGCUCGUGGAGAGCAACCCUGUUCCCAACGAGAGCUCCACCGAAGGACCCAGCAUCGCUUCCAGUGCUGCCCCUGCUGAGACGACCGCACCUCCCGCCGAGAAUACUUUGGCGCCCGUUGAGACUACUGUGCUUGUGGAGGAGCCCACCACCACUGGAGCUGUCGAAACAGAGACUACUGCUCCCAGUCAGGACGUCACCACCACCCAGGCUCCCGGAGAAACCACUCUAGCACCCGGAUCGGAGGACACCAACCCACCCAUCGACCCCAAUACUCCCCUAGAUCCCAACGCACCCGAAACCACUACCGCCGCACCAGGAGAAGUUGAUCCCAACGCUCCUCUUGAUCCCAAUGCUCCUAUUGAUCCCAACGCGCCUGUUGACCCUAAUGCCCCUGAGACCACUACCACAGCACCAGGAGAAGUCGAUCCCAAUGCUCCAGUCGAUCCUAACUCCCCUCAGGACCCCAACGCACCGGAAGGAUCUACAAAUGAACCUGGUCUGGUCGACCCGAACGCACCUGAAGUAACCACUACCGCCCCUGGAACUCCUGCCGACCCUAACGCUCCCGUUGAAACUACCGCUGCUCCAGGCGAACCUGCCGAUCCCAAUGCACCUGCCAAGCCCACCGCUGCUCCUGGAGAACCUGCCGACCCCAAUGUACCUACCAAGCCCACCGCUGCUCCUGGAGAACCUGCUGACCCGAAUGCACCAGCAGGAUCUACUGCUGCUCCUGGAGAACCUGCCGACCCUAACGCUCCUGCUGGAUCCACUGCUGCUCCUGGAGAACCCGCCGACCCGAAUGCACCUGCUGGAUCUACUGCUGCCCCUGGAGAACCUGCCGACCCUAACGCUCCUGCUGGAUCCACCGCUGCCCCUGGAGCUCCUGUUGAUCCCAACGCUCCUGCUGGCUCCACCGCGGCUCCUGGAGAACCUGCCGACCCUAACGCUCCUGCUGGAUCCACUGCUGCUCCUGGAGAACCCGCCGACCCGAAUGCACCUGCUGGAUCUACUGCUGCCCCUGGAGAACCUGCCAACCCUAACGCUCCUGCUGGAUCCACCGCUGCCCCUGGAGCUCCUGUUGAUCCCAACGCUCCUGCUGGCUCCACCGCGGCUCCUGGAGAACCUGCCGACCCUAACGCUCCUGCUGGAUCCACUGCAGCUCCUGGAGAACCUUCCGACCCUAACGCUCCUGCUGGAUCCACUGCUGCCCCUGGAGCUCCUGUUGACCCCAACGCUCCUGCUGGAUCCACCGCUGCCCCUGGAGCUCCUGUUGACCCCAACGCCCCUGCUGGAUCCACCGCUGCCCCUGGAGCUCCAUUUGACCCCAACGCUCCUGCUGGUUCCACCGCUGCCCCUGGAGCUCCAGUUGACCCCAACGCUCCUGCUGGCUCCACCGCGGCUCCUGGAGAACCUGCCGACCCUAACGCUCCUGCUGGAUCCACUGCAGCUCCUGGAGAACCUGCCGACCCUAACGCUCCUGCUGGAUCCACUGCUGCUCCUGGAGAACCCGCCGACCCGAAUGCACCUGCUGGAUCUACUGCUGCCCCUGGAGAACCAGCCGACCCUAACGCUCCUGCUGGAUCCACUGCUGCUCCUGGAGAACCUUCCGACCCCAACGCUCCUGCUGGUUCCACCGCUGCCCCUGGAGCUCCUGUUGACCCCAACGCUCCUGCUGGAUCCACCGCUGCCCCUGGAGCUCCUGUUGACCCCAACGCCCCUGCUGGAUCCACCGCUGCCCCUGGAGCUCCUGUUGAUCCCAACGCUCCUGAAGGUUCCACCGCUGCCCCUGGAGUUCCUGUUGAUCCCAACGCUCCUGCUGGAUCCACCGCUGCCCCUGGAGCUCCUGUUGACCCCAACGCCCCUGCUGGAUCCACCGCUGCCCCUGGAGCUCCUGUUGAUCCCAACGCUCCUGCUGGAUCCACCGCUGCCCCUGGAGCUCCUGUUGACCCCAACGCUCCUGCUGGCUCCACCGCUGCUCCUGGAGAACCUGCCGACCCUAACGCUCCUGCUGGAUCCACUGCUGCUCCUGGAGAACCCGCCGACCCUAACGCUCCUGCUGGUUCCACCGCUGUCCCUGGAGCUCCUGUUGACCCCAACGCUCCUGCUGGAUCCACCGCUGCCCCUGAAGCUCCUGUUGAUCCCAACGCUCCUGCAGGUUCCACCGCUGCUCCUGGAGCUCCUGUUGAUCCCAACGCUCCUGAGGGUUCCACCGCUGCCCCUGGAGCUCCUGUUGAUCCCAACGCUCCUGCUGGCUCCACCGCUGCCCCUGGAGCUCCUGUUGAUCCCAACGCUCCUGCUGGAUCCACCGCUGCCCCUGGAGCUCCUGUUGACCCCAACGCUCCUGCUGGAUCCACCGCUGCCCCUGGAGCUCCUGUUGAUCCCAACGCUCCUGCAGGUUCCACCGCUGCCCCUGGAGCUCCUGUUGAUCCCAACGCUCCUGCAGGUUCCACCGCUGCCCCUGGAGCUCCUGUUGAUCCCAACGCUCCUGCUGGCUCCACCGCUGCCCCUGGAGUUCCUGUUGACCCCAACGCUCCGGCUGGAUCCACCGCUGCCCCUGGAGCUCCUGUUGAUCCCAACGCUCCUGCUGGUUCCACCGCUGCCCCUGGCGUUCCUGUUGACCCCAACGCUCCUGCUGGAUCCACCGCCGCCCCUGGAGCUCCUGUUGACCCCAACGCUCCUGCUGGUUCCACCGCUGCCCCUGGAGCUCCAGUUGACCCCAACGCUCCUUCUGGAUCCACCGCUGCCCCUGGAGCUCCUGUUGACCCCAACGCUCCUGCUGGUUCCACCGCUGCCCCUGGAGCUCCAGUUGACCCCAACGCUCCUGCUGGCUCCACCGCAGCCCCUGGAGCUCCUGUUGAUCCGAACAUCCCUGCUGGAGGUGCCCCAGGCUCGUCUGCCGGAGGUGCCCCAGGAUCUGCCGCAGGCGGUGCUCCAGGCUCUUCAUCUGGUGCCGCUGGCGGAUAUCCUGCUGGUGGAGCUCCAGGCUCUUCAUCUGGAGCCGCUGGUGGAUCCCCUGCUGGUGGUGCUCCUGGCACUUCUGGAUCUCCUGCUGGUGGUGCCCCAGGAUCGGCCGCAGGCGGUGCUCCAGGCUCUUCAUCUGGUGCCGCUGGCGGAUCUCCUGCUGGUGGAGCUCCAGGCUCCUCAUCUGGAGCCGCUGGUGGAUCCCCUGCUGGUGGUGCUCCUGGCACUUCUGGAUCUCCUGCUGGUGGUGCCCCAGGAUCUGCCGCAGGCGGUGCUCCAGGCUCUUCAUCUGGUGCCGCUGGCGGAUCUCCUGCUGGUGGAGCUCCAGGCUCCUCAUCUGGAGCCGCUGGUGGAUCCCCUGCUGGUGCUGCUCCUGGCACUUCUGGAUCUCCUGCUGGUGGUUCCCCAGGAUCUGCUGCAGGUGGCGCUCCAGGCUCUUCAUCUGGUGCCGGUGCAGGAUCUCCUGCUGGUGGUGCUCCGGGCUCUUCAUCUGGAGCCGCUGGUGGAUCUCCUGCUGGGGUCAUUCCAUCGAUUCCUACACUGCCUGGCGGAUCUGGUUCUUGGCCUUGGCAACGACCCAACCCUCCCGUCGUGCCACCGUUCUGGAGACCACAUCUCCCAGGACAGAAUGGUGAAGCCGCCGGCUCGAAUGCUGCUGGCAAUGGCGUCAUCAAUCCGGUGCCACCCCACCAUCCUCUGCCCUUCUGGCCCAAUUGGCAAAACUGGGUGAACAGCUGGCGAAAGCCGACCACCGAGGCUCCUGUUGCCGCUCCAGCCCAGCCUGAAGAGCCGCAGAUCCCGUCGCAGCCCGAGGCCCCCCAGCAGCCCGGACAGGCCGAGAAGCCAAGCAACAACAGUCCCGAGACUGCCGAGAGUGUGGAACAGCCUGCCCAGAGCCCACCUGCCUCCAACGAGAACGCCUCUGUAGAGGAGAAGUCGAAGCCGAAGUCCGGCGAGGAGCAGGAUAAGAAGAAACCCGCCUCCGAGGAGAAGGACAGCAAGGAGAAGAAGGACAAGGACAGCAAGGAGAAGGAGAAGGAAAAGGAGAAGAAAGAUUCGAAAGAGGAAAAGGAGAACGAGUCGCAAAGCCCCAAGGAGAACGAGAAGGACGACAGCGAGGACAACGAGCUGAGCUCCAAGGAGAAGAAGCAGUACGUCAAGGAUGUGCUCAAGAAGCUAAAGAAGGGCGAGGAGUGCGACGAAGAUGACGCCAUUCCCGAUGUCCGUGACUGCCGGAAGUACUACCGCUGCGAGCUGAAGAAGUCCGGCAAGCACAAGUUCGUCCACCUCCGUUGCGACAAGAAGGAGCGCUUCGACUGGCUCUCCCAGUCCUGUAUCCCCAAGGAUCAAGCCCGCUGCCUGGAGAAGUAGAAGAGAAGUACACUAAUACCCCGAUCACUGAUCCCCGAUCCUCGACCAUCGACCCCCGCUCGCCCUGGACCCAUUCCCGCUUAACUAAUCCCGCUUGAGAUAAUACGUUUUUUUAUUAUGACUUUAUAUUGGCAAUGAUUCUUUACUUCUAUAAUCCUAAUUAAUUUAUUAUAAUAUCUUACACUUAUGGGUACUAUUUUUUUUCGUUUUAAUAAAUAAAAUUUCAUUUAUGAUGCAAUAA